Penicillium odoratum is the source of this 3264-nucleotide messenger RNA. Its product is annotated as vacuolar protein sorting-associated protein 54. The coding region runs from base 1 to 3264 and encodes 1087 amino acids. The transcript has 3 exons. The record is from RefSeq and is a predicted model, not a curated record. Gene Ontology annotation, biological process: retrograde transport, endosome to Golgi; Golgi to vacuole transport. NCBI's taxonomy places the organism in Eukaryota, Fungi, Ascomycota, Eurotiomycetes, Eurotiales, Aspergillaceae. Gene Ontology annotation, cellular component: GARP complex. Gene Ontology annotation, molecular function: syntaxin binding.
AUGGCGAACAGCCCGCGCAAGUCAAUUGAUAGCCUGGCAUCUGGCGCAUCCACGCCAUCUAUCUCGCACUAUUCCAUGACCCAGCUGGAGUCGCCUCGGGUUCCCCCUCAGCGAUACCCCCUGAGGAGGGGAUCUACAGCAAGCUCCAUCGUGAGUAUUGGAGGGAUCCUGGAUACCUCACAACAUCAAGGGUCAAUUGCAGAGUCAGGACAGAACGCCAUUUCGACACUCUUGCAACCCCCGAUUAUUCGAACCGGCCUAACACCUCAUACCGCUGUGUCGGCCACUGGAUACAAACCGCCGUCAUCCCGCGAUAUCCCACCGGUUACCUUGACCAAUAUUACCCAUGUAGACUCAAAGGCAUUUCAGUCGUACUUGUCGCAAGUCGGCUCGCUGUAUGAUGUUUUUCAACAAUCGAAGGAGAACAACGGAGAAGAAGGCGUAACAACUCCGAGCAUGAAAUCACCAAAGUCCGAGCAUAAGGAUUCUUUGAUGCCUUGGAGCCCGGAGCGGAGGUCUUCAACCAUGUCUACCAGCUCACGACCAACUUCUCCUUAUGAUCCACGAGGCCGACGACCCUCAUUCCGCGGUCGUGGCCCCGCAGUCACACCCCUAUCGACAAUUCCACCUGUGUAUCUUGAAGAAGAUUUUCAUCUCGAGAACCCGAGGACCUUUGACGUGAUAUCGGAAAAAUCAGAAGUGGUGCGACCACCUCGGCCUCCUGUAAAGGAUGACCAGUUUCCUAAUGGAGGCGCGUCGGAGCCCGCUCAUACCGGAAGAAAAGCACUUGCCACCAACGCUAUUCUGCAGGAGAAGCUUUCUUGGUACAUGGAUACGGUGGAAAUUCAUUUGAUUUCCUCUAUCUCAACCGCCUCUAAAUCAUUUUUUACAGCGUUGGGCUCAUUGCGCGAGCUGCAUGCGGAGGCGGCCGACUCGGUGGAACGAAUCCAGGUCCUGCGCCGAGACCUUCAGAAAAUUGAUAAGGAGAUGGCUCUGGGUGGUUUGAAGAUCGUCAACCUACGCCGUCGAAGAGAAAAUGUGCGCAUGCUAGCUGCAGCUGUCGCUCAACUUCGUGAUGUGGUAGAGUCAGUUUCUCGAUGCGAGGAGUUGGUUGAACAGGGAGACAUUGAGGUUGCCUCUGAUGAACUAGAAGAGGUAGAAAAAUUAAUGGCUGGUGAGAAAGUUUCCGAUCGUCCGGUCGAGAAAGAUGACAAGGACCUCCCUCGACGAGCGAUUGACCUUCGAGGCCUCAAGGCCCUUGAGGGUGCAUCGGAAGACCUUGCCCAGCUAAGACAGCGUAUUGGAAUGGGAUACGAAACCCGCUUCUUGAAUGAUCUUCUCGGUGACCUGCGUGAACACGUCCAGAACGUGUCUUCAAAUGUUACUUUACAGCGUUGGGGCUCCUCUUUCUUGCGGCAACGAGGCGGAAACCGUCCUGUAUCGAUGGUGUCUCCCGCGUACAUGAACAUUGAUAAUGAUUUACGAUCCAGAUUGCAGGUCCAGCUCACUGGACUUGCAAGAGCUCACUUCACCACGCCUGCGGCGACCUCCUUCAAGGGCGCUGUGCUGCGAGAGAUGAAAGGACUUAUUCGAAAACAUUUACCCAGCUCAAGUGAUGAUGACAAUGAAUCCAUGGUGUCUGUUUCCACUGUUGGGGACCGACAGCGGAGUCAGCAAGAGAAAUCCUCUAUUCUUGCACGUAAUUUGCGUGCCCUUGACCCUGAAGAUGCUUAUCAAAUGAUCUUAGGGGUCUAUACAGGCAUUAGUGAAUGCCUACGUCGAUUGAGUACACAAGUCAAGAUCCUCCUGGAUAUCGCAAGUGGCCUCGAAAACCCCUCGACCAACAGUGUGAAGUCCCCUCGAAGCCCCAACCCACAAACUAUGAACCAAACUAUCAAGUCUCUAGAUGGUGGUCCAUCCCCUUCUGCCCAGAUGGCUCAAGAUGAGAUCUUACAGGUGUUGGACAUGUCAAGUCUUCUUGGCCAGGCGGUAGAUAUUGCCCAGUCUCAGGUCACCAAAGUUCUGAAGGUUCGAUCUGAACAGACAGCACAACUGUCGAAGGAAGAGUUCCUCAAGUACUUUACUCUUAACCGUCUUUUUGCCGACGAGUGCGAAGCCAUUUCUGGCCGAGGCGGCACUGCACUUCGCACAAUUGUGGGUAAUCAGAUUCGCGAUUUCAUCACCCGCUUUGGUGAAGCUCAGCGUCAUCGCAUCGUUCAAGUCAUGGAUGCGGACAAAUGGGAUGCGCGCGAUUUUGGGGACGCUCAGGUCACCAUAUUGACUCGCAUCCUUGAUGCAAGUACCAAGGAUAUUGAGGCAUGGGUUGAGAUCUCCAAGAUCUGGAUCCCCUAUCACGAGAAAGAGCAAACGGACUCCUCAGAAAACAGCUCUCUUGCAAAUGGCUCAGGAAAAGAGAAAGUGCGCAGUGCGGUCAUUGACGAACAGAGAUACAUCCUGCCAGACUCGGCUGUUGCCAUUAUGCGCAGUAUUGAGGAGUUUGAGUUCCUUAUGGCCAACAUUCCCAACAUGAUUCAAGACAUUGCCCCUCAGCUGCUGGAGAUCCUCAAGCUUUUCAACUCCCGGUCAUCCCAGCUGAUCCUGGGCGCUGGAGCUACCCGUAGCGCCGGAUUGAAGAAUAUCACCACCAAGCAUCUCGCUCUUUCAUCCCAAGCAUUGAGUUUUGUUGUUGCUCUUGUGCCGUAUGUUAGGGAAUUUGUGCGUCGCCAUGGGCAAGGGAACCAGGUUAUGGCUGAGUUCGACAAGAUCAAAAGGUUAUGCCAAGAGCACCAGAACGGUAUCCAUGAGAAGCUUGUGGACAUAAUGAGCUCACGUUCAGCGCUCCAAGUUAAUGCGAUGAAGAAAAUUGAUUGGGAUGCCGAGAAUGACUCUUCUGCGGUCCAUUCUUAUAUGGAGACCCUAGCCAAAGAGACGGGCACUCUACAUCGCGUGUUGAGUAAACAUUUGCCCGAAAUGACCGUCGAUAUGAUUAUGGGGCCUGUGUUUAAUAGCUACCGAGACCACUGGGUCAAGGCUUUUGACGAGGCGAGCGUCCAGUCUGAGACUGGUAAAAAGAGGAUGCGAAUCGACAUCGAACAUUUCCGAACCAAGCUGAGCAAGAUCCACGGCGCUGGCGUCUUAGGUGAUAAAAUCCUCCAGCUCGUGCAAGCGAAGAGUGUUGCUGCCCCGUUAUUCGACUCGGAGCAGCCCGAACCUGCAGACGAAGAACAAGGCGACGACAGAGCAUCUGACUCUGCCAAGUCAUGA